CUCCACAGGUUUGCCAAUACUGCCACAGCAACCAUCCCUGACAGCAGCGGCAACCUCGUAGGACAAGGACAUCAGGACAGUUCAAAUUAACACGAAUUCAUCCAAAUAUAAAUCUGUCAGAGGGAAACAAAGCAGAAAUAUGACCGACAGGGAACAGGUUAAUCAGUAUGAAUAUGAGCAGCGGAAUUCACCUACCACGUCAAAUACACAGACUCGAGAUAAGCCCACAUAUGCUGAUGGAUACACACGGAUACCACCAAAUUCUUCAAGACACAGCGAACUGCAGAGGACUGUACAGAAAGAGGAAGAAGCUCUAAGGAAAUGGAAGGAGGAGAACCAUCCCGGCCCCAUUCACCUGGCACCAGUGAGGCUCGGUGGUGCAGUUUCAUUAGAAGAAGUCAGACAGAAACAGCAACAGGAGGCACGCCAGGUCAAACUAAAAAAAAGGCUUCAAAAAGAGGAAAUUGAUAGAAAAAAUAGACAGGCAGAGGAAGAAGAGAACCAGCAGAUGAAGGACAAACAGCGAGAUAAGGCCAAUAAACUGGAGAUGAAGAGAAAACAAGAAGAGCAACGUAGACAGGAUCUGUACCAACAUGAUCAGCAAAUGAAAAACAGGGAGUUUCUUCAAAAAGUGGAGACGUCUAACAGAACUGUUCCUAUGGCAGCAAGCAAUUCCAUCCCAGCAUCAUCCUGGGCUAAAUGUCAGGAGUACAGAGAAUCCAAAAGACAGGAUGAGAAUGCAGCCCUGCUUGAGAAGAAAGAGGAGCAAAGGAGAAAGGCAGAAAUUUUGGAGGAAAAGUUAAAGCAAGAAGAGGAGGACAGGAAGAGGCAGAUUGAUACUGACCAUCGAAGGGUGAACUUGGCCUUCCUAAAUCGAUUGGAGGCAAGUACUUCAGGUAGGAUGUCUGAACCCAUGGCAAACACCCCUGUAAGCAGUAAUAUCUGUGAAGACGAUGAAGAAAUAGAGGAUCCAGCCUCAUCGCCUGUACCCAAUCCGUUACAGGGCUAUACAGAGGAGGAAGGUUGUGUACAGAUGUGGGCCGUAAUGAAACUUCAGUGUAAUUUUCCCUACUAUGAGCGAGAUAUGCUGGAAGACAUCCUCCGACAGUGUAAUGGCGACUACCAGCAAGCAUAUGAGCUGCUUAAUGUGUAAACAAACACAUUGUCAUUGUGUUAUUCUGGAGUUUUGAGUUUGAGCUUUAAAGGAAAAGUUCCUCCAAAAAUUAAAAAUCUGUUCUCAUUUACUCCCUACAUUUAGUUCUACUAGACUCUUAUGACUCUGGUCUACACACAGUGUGAUACUACGUAUAUGUAGUUCGGUUCUCUUGGUUAUUUACUGUGGUCCGGACCAAAAAAAAAACAUUUUAUCCUGGUUUGCUUAGCGUUCACACUGGCAUUUUAACAGUGAACCUAAACAUACCGAAUCUAAGGGACCUAAGGGGUCUUUCAGAUAUUCUUUAAAACAAUAAUAAUGACAAAUCUAAAUUUUGUGCAGACAAGAUACUGUAAAUAUUGUGAAUUAAUUAUUUGCAAUAAUGUAAUAACUUGUCAUGCGCCCCAAAAUGGUGGGGACCCCCCAUAAGACAAGAUUGAAUUUGAGCACUGCUUGAAGUGGACCGAGACCCAUCUUUUCAGUGGUCUGGGUCCGCUUCUUUGGUGGCUCCAGGGCUUGAUGGCAGUGUUCAAAUUUACUUUUAAUAAACCGCACUAACAAAGCAAUCGUACCAAAAGUUCAUUUUAAUCGGACCAAUGCAUGCCAUAUGUGAACACUCCCUUAUAAUGUUUUUCUUAUAGUGUAGCAUUUCAGUCCCAUUUACUUUAACAAAACGGAAAAUGGCAGCCAGGAUAUUCUUCAAAAACUUAUUUUCUUCCAAAGAAAAAAGUAAAUCAAUGUAAUGUGAGUAAUUGUUGACAGGAGUUUCAUUUUUGAUUGAACAAACCCUUACGUAAAACAAUGGUUAAGGCAGUGGGCUUAAAUAUUGUAGUGUCCUUUGAACUGACAGAAACACUGUUUAUUUUAUUUAGUUUAUUCAGUUAUUUUUAUUGUGACACAAAAUGGAUUGACACUCAGCCACAGAGAAAGAAAUCAAAACAAUAAAUCAAGAUUUGAGUCUGCUGUGGGAAAGUUUAUGGCUCCCAUGUGUACAGUUUGCAGGGUAAAUGAUGUGCAUUCACAAAAUUCAAAGGCUAAUUUAUAAUGAGGUAAAUGACUGGCAAAGUUCUGUGUGCAUCCAACAAUAGGGAGGGACACUGAAAAACCAAACCACCAUACAGAUCAUUUGCUUCCAAACUGUAUAGGUUCAUGCUUAAGACUGCUUUUAUUUGUGUGAAAUUUGAGCAGAUCUAAUCAUGAAGUAAUGGAAACGGAGUUCCUGUCAAAGAGUUCGGGUGUAUACAAACUUUAGCUCGAGAUCUGUAGCACGGGAGUUUUCUUGAUCUUCAAAGUUCUUUACCCUGCUCAGUGAGUAAAAUAAUACAGUGUGAGAGAUUUUCCUCUUUGAGAUUUGUAAAACGUAGCCACCUUGUAUUUUUGUUGAACCACGAUCACUUGUGCUCCUACACAGGAAAAGAUUCUUAUGUAAAUGUGUUCACUUCAAUAAACAUUGUCGUUUCCUGUGACAGCU
This is a messenger RNA of Triplophysa rosa, 2624 nucleotides long. RefSeq names its product epithelial stromal interaction 1 (gene epsti1). The coding region runs from base 140 to 1153 and encodes 337 amino acids. NCBI's taxonomy places the organism in Eukaryota, Metazoa, Chordata, Actinopteri, Cypriniformes, Nemacheilidae. The transcript is spliced from 11 exons. The record is from RefSeq and is a predicted model, not a curated record.